This is a messenger RNA of Cladophialophora yegresii CBS 114405, 3681 nucleotides long. RefSeq lists its product as uncharacterized. The record is from RefSeq and is a predicted model, not a curated record. Gene Ontology annotation, biological process: intracellular signal transduction. The transcript has 3 exons. Bases 1 to 3681 code for a protein of 1226 amino acids. NCBI's taxonomy places the organism in Eukaryota, Fungi, Ascomycota, Eurotiomycetes, Chaetothyriales, Herpotrichiellaceae. Gene Ontology annotation, molecular function: guanyl-nucleotide exchange factor activity.
AUGGCAGACUAUGGCCCGCCCGAGUCUCGCUAUUAUGGCGCGAGGGCGCCGCCGCCCCAGCACGGAGGUCCAGCGGAUCAGAGAGAUGCCGCCUUCCACAACAUCUUCGGCGGCGCGCCUCCUCCGGGGCGAUCUCACACCAUGACGACGCAGUCGGUGAACCCCAUGUACGAUCGAAGCCAGAGCAUGACGCUGCAACAGCAACAUACCAUGUCCAUGAGGCAAGGCCCGCCGCCCUCGAUGCGUCAAAUACCUCAGUCGUACGACCGAUCAAACGGCACUGCGCCGGUUCAGCCUUAUAUGAAUGGCACAAACGGUGCUUCACGGCCUCCUCCACAUAAUCCAGCACCCACUUUUCCCGAUCGCAGACCAUAUCCUCCACCUCAACGGAUAGACACACGCCCGGGAAUUCCCCCUCCCAUGCAGAUGUCGCCGUACGAUCGAAAACCGAUCCCCAAUCGGAUGCCUCCACCUGCGCUGAACAAUGACGCCUACAGGUCGCGGUCGAUGGUACGACCAGGCGAGCCGACGUUGAGUUAUCGUCCGCCUCCCAGUAGCUUCCAACAGGGCACCGCCAGCGCUUUCAGGCAACAGCCCUAUGCUGGUUUGGGUGCGUCGAGGACAACAGCACAGGGGAGACACAUACCUGAUAGAGUCGACGGCGACAGAUCCAUGUCGAUGGGUUCUUAUGCUCUGGAUCGUGAUCAUACUCAGCAAUUAACAAGCGGAAGAGUGGUGCCUCAUCGACGGAAAGAAUCAGAAUCAGAUAAUCCGUUCGCAGAUAGCCAUGCCUCAAACGGCGGUUCUUUCAGUUCGUCGAAUUCGCCAGCAUACGGGGUAACGCCAAGGGCAGGGCGCCCUAGUGAGGGAAGCAAUCCGCCCAGGACCAUAUCUGCCGCUUCUGCCACCUCAGUCCCGUCUGACUUGACGCCGACGACAACUUUAAACGGCUCUCGCAGUAACAGCAUGAUGAGCAGUAGACCUCCUAACUCUUCUCAUUCCUCGGGUGGCCAGACAAUUGUCCAGCGGAAGUCGCCGCUGGUCUAUCCUGCCCUUCUGUCUCGUGUUGCCACCGCCUUUCAGGAAAGAAUUGGCGCCGGCGACAGAACCAAGAAUGACCUCACUUAUAAGAGUGCUUUCACAGGUGCCGAAGCUGUCGAUCUGAUCGCCUACAUCAUCAAGACCACUGACCGAAACCUGGCUCUGCUCCUAGGCCGCGCCCUGGACGCUCAAAAGUUCUUCCACGACGUCACAUAUGAGCAUCGUCUGAGGGACGCUCCGGGCGAAGUCUAUCGCUUCAGAGAGACGAUGGGUGAAGAAGCCUCGUCCAAAGACGUCAACGGAGUCUUCACCUUGCUUACAGAAUGUUAUUCUCCGACAUGCACACGAGACAACCUCUGCUAUUCAAUCGCGUGCCCACGACGCUUGGAACAGCAAGCUAGACUCAACCUACGACCCCAACCCGGCCUCAGGCAUUCCAACUCCAAGGGAAGUUUGCACGAAGACGAUCAGGAACAAAAACUGUGGAUCAAUAGUGUGCCGAAGGAGGUCGCGGACAAGAUCGAUGACAAGGAGAAGAAGCGACAGGAGGUCAUCUCAGAGAUCAUGUACACUGAGCGCGACUUUGUGAAGGACCUGGAAUAUCUCCGUGAUUUCUGGAUCAGACCACUCCGUGGAGCUGGCAAUGUCAACUCUCCCAUCAAAGAAGAGCGACGGGAAAAGUUUGUCCGCACUGUCUUUGGCAACUGCCUGGAGGUCCUGAGUGUCAAUGGCAAAUUUGCGGAGGAGUUGUCAAAGCGGCAGAAAGAACAGCACGUGGUCCACAGCAUUGGCGAUGUCUUCCUCAAGUGGGUCCCUCAGUUCGACCCAUUCAUCAAGUAUGGCGCAAACCAGAUGUACGGCAAAUACGAAUUCGAGAAAGAGAAAGGCUCCAACCCGGCGUUUUCCCGAUUCGUCGAUGAGACUGAACGCCUCAAAGAGUCAAGGAAAUUGGAGUUGAACGGAUACCUCACGAAGCCAACCACGCGGUUGGCGCGAUACCCUCUCCUGCUGGACAAUGUCCUAAAGUACACGAAAGAUGACAACCCAGACAAGAAGGACAUCCCUAAAGCUAUCGGUCUGAUCAAAGAUUUCCUGGCUCGAGUCAACGCAGAAAGCGGUAAGGCAGAGAAUCACUUCAACCUGGUCCAGUUGAAUCAACAGCUCAAAUGGAACGCUGGAGAAUACACGGAUCUCAAGCUGACGGAAGAAAAUCGUGUCAUCCUCACCAAGAUGAGCUUUAAAAAGUCGCCUACCGACAAUGCCGAGGUCCAGGUCUACCUGUUCGAUCAUGCUGUACUCAUGUGCAGAAUCAAGACCGUGAACAAACGGGAAGAGCUGCGAGUCUACAGAAAGCCAAUUCCACUGGAGCUUCUCGUUAUUGCUGAGAUGGAUCAAGUCAUUCCCCGUCUCGGCAUCGCAAAACGCUCUUCCUCUAGCUUGAUUCCUGGCACAAAGCCGUCUUCAUCGAGCACCCCUGGUCAGAAAGAGGUUUAUCCGAUCACUUUCCGACAUCUCGGUAAAGGUGCAUACGAACUUCAACUGUAUGCCACCUCGGUCACCCAACGCAAGAAGUUCAUUGAACUCGUCGAAGAACAACAGAGCAAGCUUCGCCAACGCAGCAGUUCCUUCUACAACAAGACUAUUUUGUGCGAAAGUUUCUUCAAUACUCAGAACCGCGUCAAUUGUCUGGUUCCUACUGACGGAGGCCGCAAACUCAUCUAUGGAACUGACAACGGCAUUUACAUUGCUGAUCGAUGGCCUAAGGACAAGUCGAUCAAGCCCAAGCGCAUUCUGGACGCCACGCAAGUGUCACAAAUUGACACGUUGGAAGAGUACCGACUGCUGCUGGUGCUAUCGAACAAGACUCUGACUUCGUACCCCUUCGAUGCCCUGGACCCGAACAACCAGAACCCACUGGCAACGAGACCUCGCAAGAUCCAGGGUCACGCCAAUUUCUUCAAAGCUGGAAUUGGUUUGGGGCGACACCUGGUCUGUUCCGUCAAGACGUCGGCAUUGUCCACGACCAUCAAGGUGUACGAGCCUAUGGACGACCUGAACAAGGGCAAGAAGAAGCCGGCAAUCAGUAAGAUGUUUGCCAGCGGUCAGGAUGCUCUCAAACCGUUCAAGGAAUUCUACAUCCCAGCCGAAUCCACAUCGGUUCACUAUCUCCGCUCAACACUCUGCGUCGGCUGCGCUCGAGGCUUCGAGGUCGUCUCAUUGGAAACCACAGAGCGACAAUCUCUUCUCGACCAAGCCGACACGUCCCUCGACUUUGUAACGCGCAAAGAAAACGUCAAACCCAUCCACAUCGAGCGGCUCAAUGGCGAGUUUCUCCUCAACUACUCUGACUUCAGCUUCUUCGUUAAUCGCAACGGAUGGCGCGCCAGACCGGACUGGAAGAUUACAUGGGAAGGGACACCGCAGGCUUUCGCGCUGAAUUACCCUUACAUCUUGGCGUUUGAGCCGAGUUUCAUUGAGAUUCGGCAUAUCGAGACGAGCGAAUUGAUCCACGUCAUGACGGGAAAGAACGUGCGGAUGCUGCAUUCGAGUACGAGAGAGAUUUUGUACGCUUACGAGGACGAAACGGGCGAGGAUGUGAUUGCUAGCCUCGACUUCUGGACCCAGGCUCAAGGUACUUAG